AAAAUGACGAUGAUGACGACUGGAACCCAUGUAAAGCAGCAGGAGUUUGCCUCAUGCUCCUGGCAACCUGCUGCGAAGAUGACAUUGUUCCUCAUGUGCUGCCCUUUAUUAAAGAACACAUUAAAAAUCCAGAUUGGCGGUACAGAGAUGCAGCUGUAAUGGCUUUUGGGUGCAUUUUGGAAGGACCAGAGCCCAACCAGCUCAAACCACUAGUCAUACAGGCUAUGCCAACUCUAAUAGAACUAAUGAAGGACCCCAGUGUCGUGGUCCGAGACACGACCGCGUGGACGGUGGGCAGGAUCUGCGAGAUGCUCCCCGAAGCUGCCAUCAAUGACAUUUACCUCGCCCCCCUGCUGCAGUGUCUGAUCGAGGGCCUGAGCGCCGAGCCCAGGGUGGCCUCCAACGUGUGCUGG
This is a messenger RNA of Tinamus guttatus (white-throated tinamou), 413 nucleotides long. The record is from RefSeq and is a predicted model, not a curated record. NCBI's taxonomy places the organism in Eukaryota, Metazoa, Chordata, Aves, Tinamiformes, Tinamidae.